GUUCUUUCUUUGGGAGCAGAUGUCCUGCCGGAAUAUAAACUACAGACCCCACGCAUCAACAAGUUUACAAUAUUGCACUACAGUCCUUUCAAGGCGGUCUGGGACUGGCUUAUUCUGCUGUUGGUCAUAUACACUGCUAUAUUCACUCCCUACUCUGCAGCUUUCCUCCUCAAUGACAGAGAAGAACAGAAAAGACGAGAAUGUGGCUAUUCCUGUAGCCCUUUGAAUGUGGUAGACUUGAUUGUGGAUAUUAUGUUUAUCAUAGAUAUUCUAAUAAACUUCAGAACAACGUAUGUAAAUCAGAAUGAAGAAGUGGUAAGUGAUCCUGCCAAAAUAGCAAUACACUACUUCAAAGGCUGGUUCCUGAUUGACAUGGUUGCAGCAAUUCCUUUCGACUUGCUGAUUUUUGGAUCAGGUUCUGAUGAGACAACCACAUUAAUUGGUCUAUUGAAGACUGCUCGACUCCUUCGUCUUGUGCGAGUGGCCAGGAAACUGGACCGAUACUCAGAAUAUGGUGCUGCCGUUCUAAUGCUCUUAAUGUGCAUAUUUGCCCUGAUUGCUCACUGGCUGGCUUGCAUUUGGUAUGCAAUUGGGAAUGUAGAAAGGCCGUAUCUGACUGACAAAAUUGGAUGGUUGGAUUCCUUAGGACAACAAAUUGGGAAACGUUACAAUGACAGUGACUCAAGUUCUGGACCAUCCAUUAAAGACAAAUACGUCACAGCACUUUAUUUUACCUUCAGCAGUUUAACCAGUGUAGGAUUUGGAAAUGUGUCUCCUAACACCAAUUCGGAGAAAAUCUUUUCAAUUUGUGUCAUGUUGAUUGGCUCCCUAAUGUAUGCAAGCAUUUUUGGGAAUGUUUCUGCAAUUAUCCAAAGACUAUACUCGGGAACUGCCAGGUACCACAUGCAGAUGCUGCGAGUUAAAGAAUUCAUUCGCUUCCACCAAAUCCCCAACCCUCUGAGGCAACGGCUUGAAGAAUAUUUUCAGCACGCAUGGACUUACACCAAUGGCAUUGACAUGAACAUGGAAGUCUUAAAGGGUUUUCCAGAAUGCUUACAAGCUGACAUCUGCCUACAUCUGAACCAGACUUUGCUGCAAAACUGCAAAGCCUUUCGGGGGGCAAGUAAAGGUUGCCUUAGAGCUUUGGCAAUGAAAUUCAAGACCACCCAUGCCCCUCCAGGAGACACUCUUGUUCACUGUGGGGAUGUCCUCACAGCACUAUACUUCUUAUCCAGAGGCUCCAUUGAAAUCCUCAAAGAUGACAUUGUGGUAGCUAUUCUGGGAAAAAAUGACAUAUUUGGAGAAAUGGUUCACCUCUAUGCCAAACCUGGCAAGUCAAACGCAGAUGUAAGAGCUCUCACAUACUGUGACUUGCAUAAGAUUCAACGAGAAGACUUGUUAGAGGUUUUGGAUAUGUAUCCCGAGUUUUCCGAUCACUUUCUAACAAACCUAGAGUUGACUUUCAACCUAAGGCAUGAGAGUGCAAAGUCCAUGAAUGAUUCUGAAGGAGACAACUGUAAGCUACAAAGGAGGAGAUUGUCCUUUGAAAGUGAAGGAGAGAAAGAUUUUGACAAAGAAAAUAGUGCGAAUGAUCCUGACGACUCUGUGGAUACCAUAAGACGUUAUCAGAGUUCCAAGAAACACUUUGAAGAGAAAAAAAGCAGAUCCUCAUCUUUCAUCUCCUCCAUUGACGAUGAACAAAAACCACUCUUCUCAGGAAUAGUAGAUUCUACUCCAAGAAUAGGGAAAGCAACUGGGCUCCAUUUUGAAGAAGCAGUAUCCACCUCAGGAAGAAUUCACACAGAUAAAAAAAGUCACUCUUGCAAAGAUAUCACUGAUACGACGAGCUGGGAUAGAGAACAUGACAGAGCUCAGCCCGAAGAGUGUAGUCCCUCAGUACUUCAGCGAGCUGCUUGGGGGAUCUCAGAAACUGAAAGUGACCUCACCUAUGGGGAGGUAGAGCAAAGACUGGAUUUGCUUCAGGAACAACUUAACAGACUUGAAUCCCAAAUGACGACAGAUAUUCAGACCAUCUUACAGCUGCUGCAGAAACAAACUACUGUGGUCCCUCCAGCCUACAGUAUGGUAACUGCAGGAGCAGAGUACCAGAGACCCAUCCUCCAUCUGAUGAGAACCAGUCAUCCCAUAGCAUCCAUUAAGACUGACAGAAGCUUCAGCCCCUCCUCACAA
Messenger RNA from Castor canadensis (American beaver), 2190 nucleotides. The record is from RefSeq and is a predicted model, not a curated record. NCBI's taxonomy places the organism in Eukaryota, Metazoa, Chordata, Mammalia, Rodentia, Castoridae.